Lentinula edodes (shiitake mushroom) is the source of this 1157-nucleotide messenger RNA. RefSeq names its product 3-ketoacyl-CoA reductase. The record is from RefSeq and is a predicted model, not a curated record. Gene Ontology annotation, molecular function: ketoreductase activity. NCBI's taxonomy places the organism in Eukaryota, Fungi, Basidiomycota, Agaricomycetes, Agaricales, Omphalotaceae. The transcript has 7 exons. Gene Ontology annotation, cellular component: endoplasmic reticulum. Gene Ontology annotation, biological process: fatty acid elongation. Bases 45 to 1073 code for a protein of 342 amino acids.
GACUAAUUUUACUCGGCUCAGCUCAACACCCUCAUUUCCAACCAAUGUCCUAUUACGCACGCUCGUUGGCGAAUUCAGGCAUCCAGCUUGCAAACGCGUAUCCGCUCGCGGCGUCUUUGCUUCUGGGUUUAGGAGCAAUCACUAUAGCCAAGUUCUGUUAUAGGACCCUUUCAGUUUUCCUGCAGAUAUUCGUUCUUCCCGGUCAAAGUCUCAAGCGAUACGGUGCGAAGAAGGGAGCAUGGGCAAUUGUUACAGGUGCCUCGGAUGGAAUUGGCAAAGAAUUUGCGUUCCAGCUGGCUAAAGCAGGCUUUAAUGUCUUUUUGGUCGCUAGAAACCUUGAGUUAUUGGAUACUGCUGCUGCUGAGAUUGCCAGCAAGUACUCCGUGUCAACCCAAACUGCUUCGAUAGACUUUGCGAAAGCUGACGAUGCUGCCUAUGAAAUUCUUAGUCAGAAGUUUCAGGGACUUGAUGUUGGUGUCUUGGGCAAGCUCAACAAUGUUGGGAAAUCGCACGCGAUGCCUGUAUAUCUCGUUGACACACCCAAAGAAGAGAUGGCUGACAUUGUCUCCAUUAAUGUAAACGCUACAAUGAGAGUCACGUAUUCCAUUCUUCCUGGCAUGAUUCAGAGGAAGCGAGGACUCAUAUUGAACAUAGGCUCUUUCGCAGGAGCCAUCCCUUCUCCCAUGUUGGCCACUUAUUCGGGAACCAAGGCUUUCCUUGCCACUUUCACCAGCGCUCUUGCAGAAGAAGUCCGACAACAUGGCAUCACCGUGGAACAUAUCAACACCUACUUUGUGGUAUCAAAAUUAUCCAAGAUUCGCAAAUCCUCAGCUUUGAUUCCCCGUCCAGGACCCUACGUUCGUUCGGUAUUGUCAAAAAUCGGCCUCCCUUGCGGUGCAGCUUAUAGCCGACGACCCAAUACUUCAACACCGUACUGGUCUCAUGCGCUCAUUGACUAUGCAAUGACUGUGCUAGAUAUGCCUACCUUGUUAAUAAAAUAUACUCAUGGGCUACACAAGGACAUCCGGAGGCGCGCCUUGAAGAAGAUGGAGAGGGAGGCCAAGGCUCUGUAGACAUUUACCCAUCGUACAAUCACAACCUUUCUUGAUGAUCUAUUCGGUUAAAAGUAUAGCAUCGCAUUCUAUUGUCCCUCCGAU